AUGGGGCGGCAGCGGCGGUUCCUGGAGGUGGCAGCGGAGGGGCUGGUGGGCGCCUGCCCGGGCCAGGCGCGGUUCCUGCUGUGGACGCUCCGCAACUCCCGAGAUAAUGAACAUGGAUUAGAAAGGAUAUGUCCUUACUGCUUCCAGUUCCUGGUUCCUGAUAGCCACCGGGUGCGUCUCAAACCAAAGAUGAAAGUGACUCCACAGAUAGAGAAAGUUCUUAAACGAGAGGCGAAGAACCAUAAACUUAAUAUGAAACAGACAAAGCUUUUGAAAAAGUACAGGGAGUCAAGAAGUGUUCUGCUGGUUACUUGCAACUCAUGCAACAAAACAACAAGACAUUAUGGUAAAAGCAGGGAUUGUCUGGCUACCAAGACACAAAAUUCUGGCACUCCAAGUAUUAAAUCUAGCCUGAGGACACCAGAUGUAAAAAUUGAGUCUGCAAACAAAGUGACACCUGUAAGCUGCAGUAGGUUGGGAUCUAAAGGGAACAGUCCCUCCUCACUUCCCAGAACACGUGUAUCCGGACAGGCGACCACCAGCUCCGCUUCCAAGACUCCCCGAAGCUCCAAAUUUCACUUUUCUAAGCUAAAACGGAUGCUUAACCUAGAAGAAAAAGAGAAAAGCCAGAAGGCAGAUUUGAAAACCUUCUUGACUUUACUUUAGUUACACGUUAUUUCAAAGUAAUAAAGAUGACAGCAAUAAGUAUUGUUCCAGUUGUAGUAAAUCAACAAAGUGAUUUCUUUAAAACUCAGGCUAACAGCAUGUACCCUGUGAAAGCAUAGACCAUAUUUUUUAGAAGCAAGCUCUGCGUCUAAGGGGACUGAUUGUCUGCAAGAGGGAGAUGAGAAAAUAGCCAGUCUAGCAUGCUUGGGAAUCUUGAACACGUUUUGCAGUCUCUAAUGGCCCAAGAAUUAAAAGCCAGGAUCUGUCCUCUGAGGAAGCUGACAAUACUGGAUCCAUCAGUGGGUCCAGCAGGACCAACAGAUAGGUUGGCAGACCUGAGAGCAGUUUGGGGGUGGGGAGGCUGCAGUUUGCUCCACCUCACUCUCCCACUGUUUUUAAGAUAAUGCAUCACAACAGAAUUUAAAAGAUCUCGUCCCUGCUUUGCAUGUUUGAGUAAAACAAAGACACUCACUGGCACUUUCUGCAGGUAUGGUAUUUUCAAGGGUCUAAUGUGGUGUCCUGUAGUGUUGCUGUCUUCGGAUACCUGCGGUAAUUUAAGCACAGCUUUUAACACAGUUUUUACAAAGGUUCCAAAAUAACUUACUCUGUAAGACAGCGCUCAUAUACAAAGAGAGAGAAAACUGUAUCAUCACCAGAUUAAGUUUCUUCAUUUUCUUAAGAAUGUUCUCUGUGAUUUGGACUGCAGACGAUACUGGUCCGAGGGUAACGCAGAACCUUGUAAAACUGCGCUCUAAUGUGGGAUGUUCUCAAUGCCAACUGAUAGCUCCACGCUAGGCUGCUAUCAGCACCCUGAUUUGUUACUGCUACGAGAGUGGCACAGUCAUGAAGAAUAGGGGAUGCUUCCUUCCCAGUUGCUCUGGUGCUACCAAAAUGGGUCACUUUUGUCUCGUUCAGAAAUGACUAAGGAGACAACCUCUUUCUUAAGUGUCUGUCGGCUUUAUCGGGCUUCAGAGUUGCUUCCUUCCUGGACGUCCAUCUGGAAAACUAGGUUUGCCCUGGACAGUAGUGAACUCCUUGCACCAAAGUGUUUUGAUGUGAAUAGAUGAUUGUCAAGGUUAAAGCGGUCUCCACUGUCAGAUUUUACGUUUUCAGUUUGGCACAGAGGUGAGAAAGGAUGGUAGAAAGUCAUCAUUCAGGACCGAGUUUAUAGCCUACCCUGUGUAUAGUCUGCCGUGAUGGCGCUGCAAAUUGUGCUUCAGAUUUCCUCUCUGAAAAGAGAAUCGGUCAGUUAAAAACAUUUAAAUUCUUGGGUUUGAAGGUCUGUAUUUUCCUUUUUUUUUGUAUUCUCAUGAAUAGUUUCCUUUUAAGUGUAUUGAGACUCAGUGAACACCACUUAAGAAAUAGGACCAGCAAAUAAGUUGGCAGACUUGAAAGCAGUCCAGGGCAGGGGAGAAUGGUUUGUUGCAAAUUCUACUUACAGUCUCAAAGAUUGGCAUGUAACCUUUUUAUAUCUCAUGUACACUUGCACAAUAACUUUGAAAGGUUCACUGCCGUUUGUUUCUUACAUACGUGUAGGAUCAAAUUAACUGUCAUUCUUUGAUCAAAAUACGGACCUUGGAGCUACACCUUUUCCAAUGCAGAACUUGGCAUUAAUUCACCUGUUGUUGCUGUAUUUAUGAUCCAGCCCUCUGGAAAAAUACUUCAAUCAUCUUGUUGAUGGAAAAUGUGCAUUAUACAAAAGUAUUUGAAAAACAAGUUUUGCAAUAAAUUUUUAUAUUAAAAGAACACA
Gymnogyps californianus (California condor) is the source of this 2416-nucleotide messenger RNA. RefSeq names its product chromosome 2 C18orf21 homolog (gene RMP24). NCBI's taxonomy places the organism in Eukaryota, Metazoa, Chordata, Aves, Accipitriformes, Cathartidae. The record is from RefSeq and is a predicted model, not a curated record. The coding region runs from base 1 to 666 and encodes 221 amino acids. The transcript has 5 exons.